ACCAGAAGCCAGAGAAAGAGAGAGCGGGCGACAAACAGCCAGUAAUGGUCAUCCACACACAAGUGCGUGUAGGUGUGGUGUAAAGAACAAGAGUUGUGUCUGACUGAAGGAUGGAGUUGAGACUAGUGUAAUUCCCGGUGCGUAAGAGCGUCAUGGAUAAAGCGAAACUAGCGCAGCUGAGAUCAGUGAUAGGGAACGUCGGGGACGCGUUAGUCAUCACCAGCCUCGGCACAGACACCGGUGCCUUCACAGUCUGUUUUUCUUCGUCGUGAUGCUUUAGUGAUGUAGGUUUUCAAGACGCACAGGUGGGAGCGCCUCGUCUUCACACCAGAGUGCACUUGUUUCUCUUUCUGACUUCCACUUAUCGGUUUGGGUGAAACAACAGACUUAACAUGGAUACUCCGAGGGAAACCAGGAAACAAAAAAUCAAAGCCAAAUCAGCCAAGCGCAAGGAUAAGACGCACAAGUCCCAGAGGCUGUUCAGAAGGAAAUCGCUAAAAUCGCUUGGGAAUUUUAUGAGCAGAAUUGUCAAAACUUUGGGCACUUUGGCACACUUGGGGGACGCGGACCAGCCGGACGCGGCGGAGGAUGAUGAUGGUGGGUUUGGAGACACUCUGAGCGCCCACAACACUGGGAAUCCCAAAGAGAGCUCGGCGAGGAAGACCGCUGCUCCCUCAUCUUCUUAUGGAUCCGUCAAAGAAAGACUGUCCUGGUGUUACGGCGAGAAAACUCCGGGGGUUCAGGGUCUAAAGAACCACGGAAACACCUGUUUUAUGAACGCCGUGGUGCAGUGCUUGAGUAACACGGAACUUCUGGCAGAGUAUUUGGGUCUGGAGCAGUAUAAAUGUGAAUUCAAUGAGAUGAGGAUCAACGGGAUGAUGAAGAACGAGGAGGUGAGGGGGGAGGUGACGGAGAAGCUGGCAUCGCUAGUGAGGGCGCUCUGGACGCUCGAUUACACGCCUCAGCUGUCAGUGGAAUUUAAGAGUGUUGUGUCCAAGUAUGGCUCUCAGUUCAAGGGGAACGCUCAACAUGAUGCUUUGGAGUUCCUGCUGUGGCUUCUGGACCAUGUACAUGAGGACGCCAGCCUCUCCACCAACAACAACCACAACAGCAAAACCAAACCAUCCAGCAAGGGUCCUGUGGGAUUGGAAGAGAGUUCAUGCCCCGGCUCAGCAAACUCACAGAAGCCUGGAACUCGACACAGUUUCGUACAGGAGCACUUCCAAGCUCAGUACAGGUCAUCAUUGACGUGCCCUCAUUGCCUUAAACAGAGCAACACUUUUGACCCUUUCCUGUGUAUUUCACUUCCAAUCCCUCUGCGACAGACCAGGGCCCUGAAUGUGAUUCUGGUGUUCAACACUGAAGGUCAGCGGUUUCUGAGAGUAGGGUUGGCUGUGCCUCUCUUUGGGUCUAUCUCAACGCUCAGGGCCAUGGUAGCAGAGGAGGGCAAGAUCUCUUCAGACCAGGUGAUUUUGACAGAGAUGAACACAAAUGGGUUCCAACGCUCUUUCUCUGAUGAAGAUGAUAUGACGAGUAUCUCAGAGAGUGAUGUCAUCUACGCCUUCCAGGCUCCACCCCUCUUCAGAAGAGGAGGCUCCAUGCGAUUCUCAGGGUUCCAUCACUCCCUCCCUUCCUCGCCAUACAUUGCAGAGCCUGAAGGUCACAGUUUACCACCCUCAGGGACGUUAUCAUCAGAAUUCUUGAAUCAGGGAGGUUCUUCAAAGAUCCUCCUGUUAAUCUGCAAUGUUGCUGGGUCUGGCCAACAAGUUACAAGGUUUGGGCCUCCAAUCCUGAUGAGAGUAGAAAGGACUCUGUCUUGGGAUCAUCUGCAACAGAGUGUCUGCAAUAAGCUUUACUUAUUUCAGAAAAAUACAAUCAUGAAGACUACUGAACUGUUUAGGAUUCGUGUGGUGGGUGGGUCAGCUUCCUGCAGUUACCUGUCUCCCCAUGACAGCAGACCUCUGUGCCACCCAACCGUGGACAGGGCCCUGAAAUUAUGUGGUCCUGGUGGUCCUCUGCAUGUGAGGCUUGUGAUUGAAUGGGAGAACAGAAUCAAAGAAUGUCUCUUUGGUAACAUUCAAGAGGAAGUUAUUGAGGAUGCAGAGAGUGUAAGAAUGCAGCAGCAGAAUCAUGUACAGCAGCACAGUUGCACACUGGAUGAAUGUUUUCAGCUCUACACCAAAGAGGAGCAGCUGGCGCCAGAUGAUGCAUGGAAGUGCCCCCACUGUAAGCAGAUGCAGCAGGGGAUGGUGAAGAUGAGCUUAUGGACCCUGCCUGACAUCCUCAUCCUGCACCUCAAGCGUUUUCGGCAGGUGGGCAAACGGCGAAACAAGCUCUCCACCCUCAUUCGCUUUCCGAUAAGCGGUCUGGAUAUGACUCCCCAUGUGGUGAAACGCAGUCAGAGCAUGAAGAAUUUGGCCCCGUGGCCUGCAACUUGGAAACAUGGAGAUACUGACUUCCUAUAUGACCUGUAUGCAGUCUGUAACCACCACGGAGGCAUGCAUGGAGGCCAUUACACAGCCUAUUGUAGGAACUCCGUGGACGGCCACUGGUACAGUUAUGACGACAGCAGUGUGGAGAUUGUGCCAGAGGAUGAACUGUGCACACGCGGGGCAUAUAUCCUGUUCUACCAGAGAAGAAAUGUCAUCCCACCCUGGUCCGCCAACAGCUCGGUCAGAGGUUCCACCAGCUCCUCUAUGUCAGAUCAUUGGCUCAUCCGUUUGAAUGGUGAUAGUAAAAGAGGAAGUAUGGUCUCACGGUCUUCCACAACAUGCCCUUCUUCCAUCCCAGACUCCCCAGAGUCUCCCAUCUUUCAAAAUGUACCCUCAAUGGACGAGAGAGGUGGGUUUGAAAGCAGACCUUUCGUGCGAGGAAUCCAAGGGCGUAGCGUAAGCAUGAAAAGUCCCACCAAGACCAAAAUGCUCCCACUCCGAUGGUCCUUUGGAAACAAAGAACGCCACAAACCUGCCCAAGUUCCUGGCCAGGCUCCUGCAGAACUGGUGGAGUAUUUAGAGUCUGGCAGAAGGCCAAGAUGCACCAAAGACCCCAUUGUUGCCCUAAUGAAUCGACCUUCUGAUAAAACAAGUGGUAAAGAAGAAGUUACGAAAAAAUCCACAGCCAAAUCUUCAAGCCACAGCAGCCUCGGACCUCCAGAGUUUCUCAAAAUACCACAGGGUCAAGAAAAAAGUAGCUCAGAGAAAGCAAUGGGCCAACAACCCAGCAGCAGACCAAGAGAAGAUGGAACUUUGACCAGACGGAGCAACAGAAAAUCAAAACAGGACAAAUCACAGUCCAGAAACAGCUCCGGCACAGGGAUCCAAUCCAGUUCCAGUGGUCCAAGCAGAUGGGAUGAUCCAGGUGAGGAGCGACUCCAUCUGGAGGAGAAACAGAGGAAGGGACCGGAGACAAAACAUCACGACAAUGUCUUCGCUUUUCUUAAAGGUGGUUUCAUGAAGAAAGACUCGCUUCGGAGGUCUCGAGACAGUGAAUCUAUGAAAAGUGGUGACACAGAUUUGAAAAGCCUAUCUGGAGUUUCACUCUCCAAUGGGACACACAAAAAAAAUUCAGAAGGUAAAGCUAAUAGCACUAACCAAGCUCGUAGCAGACUUGGAGAUGAAUUUGCAAAUGGCAAGGUGAGUCGUGGGUCAUCAGACAUUAAACGCUCGCAAAGUUCUUCCAAUAUUCAAAGCAAGGCCGAUCUAAGCUUAAGGAGGACAGCAUCUCUACACAGGAAUGGCACGUUGGCAGCUCAGCUGCAGAAUGUUCCUAUGGACAGGGGCUCUCAGAACACCCUGCAACGCACACGCUAUAGCACAAACUCGCUGGGCAGAAAGAAGGCAGUCCCUGAAUCAAGCUUCUGAGACUUACUUCACUACACCCAAAUAUCACAACAGUGUAGCAAAUAUCUAAAAGCCCAAGUAAGAACUAUGUUAAGAAAGAAAGCUUUGAAAUUAUGGCAGCACACUAUGAAGUUGCACAUACUGUACAUUUGGAAUAAGUGGAUGAUAUUUUUGUUCACUUUUCUCUGCUUAUAUGAAGUGCCUCUGAACCAGAGCAAAUUUUUAUUUAUUUUUUUGUCAGAUUGUGUUUUGGCACUGGAAUUACAUUGCACACUGGCCUCAGCACCAGGAUUUUAAAUUGAAAAAUGAUUUGCCUCAGAUCUGCCACUAAAUAAAUUUAUCAGCUGUAAAACAUUAAUGUAAUUGCUAUAUAUAUAUAUAUAUAUAUAUAUAUAUAUAUAUAUAUAUAUAUAUAUAUACAUAUAUAACUUUUUAGUUUCAUCUUUUAUGAUUCUGUACUAGAUUGUACUGACUGGCUGCUAACCUCUCAAGGGUUUUCAUGACAUUUAUCAAAGAUGUCAGUUCCUGCACUUUCUGUGAAUUUAUUACACCAAUGUCUGACUUAAUCGUGCUCUCAAAACACAUUUGUAUAAGAAAAUUAUUUUAGAAAAUUAUAAAAUCUAACAGAAUCUAAAGGGAUGAGAUAUAUUUCUAAUGCUCUAUCACAUAUGUACAAGGAUGGCAUGUUGACAACACAAUGUAUUAGACAGAAACCCUUAGUAAAACAAUGUCAUUCUGAAAAGCACAAAUACAACAACCUCACCUUGUCACCAGUGGUUUAAUCCAUCACCUAAAACUAGUUUGAAUGCAGUAAGAAGAAACUGUUUAGCUUAAAGGAUAGUACACCAAAAUAAUUAAAUUGUCAUUGUUUACUCACCCUCAUGUUGUUCAUGUUUGACUUUUUUAUUAAUAUACCACAAACAGAGAUGUUCAUGCUGCUCGUUUCCAUUCAUAGAAAGUUAAUGGUAACCAGCAACUAUCAAGCUCCAAAAUGAUGACACCAUUAAAGGGUUAGUUCACCCAAAAAUGAAAAUUAUGUCAUUAAUGACUCACCCUCAUGUCGUUCCAAACCCGUAAGACCUCCGUUCAUCUUCGGGAAAUCAGUUUAAGAUAUUUUAGAUUUAGUCCGAGAGCUUUCUGAUCCUCCAUUGAAAACGUAUGUACGGUACACUGUCCAUGUCCAGAAAGGUAAGCUUUGUUGAAGCAUUGGUCCAAAAAAAUUAUAAUAAUUACGACUUUACUCAGCAUUGUCUUCUCUUCCGGGUCUGUUGUGAGCGUGUUCACGAUGCUGCUGACAUAUGAUGCUGACGUGUUUUCCAAUAACAAAGAUAACACGUCAGCAGCAUCAUACAUCAACAGCGUCACUGCAGUCUUGUGUUCGAACGCACUCACACCAGAUCCGUAAGAGAGGACAAUGCUGAAUAAAGUCAUUUUUAUUUUUUAUUUUUGAAACCAAAAUGUAUUUUCGAUGCUUCAACAAAUUCUAACUGACCCUCUGAUGUCACAUGGACUACUUUGAUUAUGUUUUUAUUACCUUUCUGGACAUGGACAGUAUAGCAUACACACAGUUUCAAUGGACGGACUAGUUAGACACUGAUAAUACAGGUUUGAAACAACAAUGUACAAUGUUUUUUUCAUUCCUUUAAUCAAGUUCAUCUGAAAAUGUAUGAUGUGUUCAAAUAACGUGAUGAUCUAGCAAUACCAAUGACUGCAGAAUAAAGAAAAGCCUCAAUAUAACCAGUAAAGUGACCUUAAAGAGUAGAAAUCUAUGACACGGAUUGUGUUUGGCUCUAAUUGCUCGGAAAAACAGUCAGAACAUGUCAUAUUGUCACCUUCUUAUUUGGACUAAUUGGGUCCAUAUGUCAAUUAAUCUGAAGAAUAAGACAAGAAAAACAGUCAUUUUUAUGUAUCCCUCUCUAGAAGCAUUUAAAUACUCUGAAUGCAGCUCAUUUAACUCUACAUGCACUGCAAAGCUCAUUCUUUUGCAAAAUAAAACAUUUUAUGCAUUAUCAAAUAUUAAAAUAACUUUUUUCUCAGUAUGAUUGUGACUGAAUCAAAACUCAAACAUCAAACUGAAUCAAAAUCACACAUCUGUGUGUUAAAUUAAUCUAACAAGUCAUGGACCAAACAGAAAGUGUCCUGUUGAUUAUUGCACAUGAUAUGGAAUAUUUACUAGCUCCUCAAAUGUAAAAUACUAUGUUUAUCUCUUUGCAAUCUAGGCUCGUUAGAAAUCCGUGCCUCUACCUCCAUUUUUGAAAAACUCCAAAAAUGUACCUAUACAUAAUAUUUACUACAGUUUCCAGCUGAAAUGAACACUAGUGGAGGUAAAACACUAACUUUUAUUCUUUAUACACAAAUUAUUAUUACAGGAGCAGAUUAUUUAUUAAUAAAGACUUUUUUUUGUGCAGCUCCUUGCACAAUAUUAUGUUAUGACCUCAGAACCGUUUUACCACAUUGCAUGAUUUGUAAACUAGUACUGUACUUAGUGUUUGCAUUAUGUGACCAGUUCCAUAGGUUAUGCUCGAUCUGGUAGUAUAGUAAACUUGCUCUGUAACUCACCUGGUACAGCACUGCAAAUGUGAUGCAGAGCACUUCUGCAGCAAGAGAGCUCAAAGACUUAAAUUACAUGGCAAAUGUGUCUUUAUCUCAUGGUUUUAACAAUUUAUUGUGAGUGGUAUUAUAUGUCAGAUGUGAUAGAGCAUUCACAUGUAGCGCCACAAACGUUUCGAUUAUAAACUGUGACAAUUUGUACUACAACCAGUGUAAUGAAGCAUUGCCAGAUUCACAUCCACCUGUUUGGAGGAGGAUUAAACGUUAGCAGUGCUUCUCGCAUUCUUGAGUGUAAGAAGCAACAUAAUUUAAUCUGGCUGAGAUGUUGCCACAGGCACAUUUUUCCAGUGAACCUGGGAUGCAGUAAAUACAGUAAAGUGUCAAUUGCACUGUAGAAUAAGAUUUAAUAAUUGAUACAUUUAUAGAUAUGCUGUUUCUAUAUCACAUAGUUUGUAUUAGUUUUUGUUGAUCUGAAUAAGCAAAUAUAUGAAAUGAAGGUUUAUUUGUUUCAGUGCUCAAACACCUUCUGCCUACUGUAUAUGUUCAGAACAAAGAACAUCACUGUUUUUAGUUUUUUUUAAUAUUUUUAUAUUGCAUUUUUUUUUUCAUUACUGUGCUGUAGAAUUUGUUAUACCAUUGUACCAGAUAAGAGAUAAUUCAGUUUUAAAGUUUUCAGCAUUAAUUGAAAAAAAAAAAUCAGCUUUGUUGAAAUAUGUGUACAUUUUUGUUUCCUUCUGUCAACAUCUAAUCAUCUCUGUUAUUUUGUUGAAUAUGUCAAAGGGGUUAUGUAAAAAGCAGCAAUUACACACAGCAUGUAACAGGAUUUGUGUAGACAUAAAGGUCUGCUCCCCAAGGGCAUUUUGUUUUUUUCCACUACCAUCCUUUCAAAAUAAUCCUGCUUUCACUAUGCUUGAAAUAAUUAUUGUACUGACAAGACAAUGAAUGAAGGAAUCUUACCCUGAAAUCUUCUCUUUUUUUUAUUUGUUUCUUUUGAGAUGUUUUAUAUGCAACUUUUUAUAAACAUUUUGUAAUGUCUUUGUGAGUGUGUGUGUGUGUUAUACCAAACAAAUCUAUGGAUAAUAUAUUUGGGAACAGUAUAUGUAAGGAUAGAUUAUAUGUACAAUUCAAAUUAUCAUUGAAUUAUUCCACAAGGGUGCAGGUUUAUAUUCAGUUUUGUGUGGACCUGUGUCUAUACAAUAAACAUAUAUUUUUGUAUAAUUCCUGAAAUUAAAAAGACAUUGGUAUUCACA
This is a messenger RNA of Carassius gibelio (silver crucian carp), 7639 nucleotides long. RefSeq names its product ubiquitin specific peptidase 43a (gene usp43a). Gene Ontology annotation, molecular function: cysteine-type deubiquitinase activity. Lineage: Eukaryota; Metazoa; Chordata; Actinopteri; Cypriniformes; Cyprinidae. The transcript has 15 exons. The record is from RefSeq and is a predicted model, not a curated record. Gene Ontology annotation, biological process: protein deubiquitination. Bases 393 to 3860 code for a protein of 1155 amino acids.